This is a messenger RNA of Microdochium trichocladiopsis, 219 nucleotides long. RefSeq lists its product as uncharacterized. Bases 1 to 219 code for a protein of 72 amino acids. The record is from RefSeq and is a predicted model, not a curated record. NCBI's taxonomy places the organism in Eukaryota, Fungi, Ascomycota, Sordariomycetes, Xylariales, Microdochiaceae. The transcript is spliced from 2 exons.
AUGCCUGAAGUUAAAGACAAGAACUCGCAACCCAUCAAGGAGAGAGAUGAGGUGUGGACUAGGAUCAGAGGCGGGAAGCGAGAAGGGGAGGUCGAAAAGGUCGUCACCUCUGACAAGGAGGCAGCCGAGGAGAACGUGAAACAUCCGCCCAAGGUUCUCUUCACAGACCAGCAUGGCCACGGGGUUGCGCAUAACCCAGAAACCCUACAGCACAAGUGA